GCACCGUUGAAGCCCUUCCUCCUCCAAGCUUCCCCGGGCAGACACAAAAAGUGCACUUUGAAUUUCCCAGCGACGACCCCUCGUCUUACUCAGGACAGUCAGAAGCCAUGGCAGCCAAAAUCACGCUCAAGCUGAGCAACCGCUCACCGAAGCAACCGAUCAAGAAGCUCCCCGAGUCUAUCGAAGUCCCGGCCGAUGCCACCGUCGAGGAUGUCAAGCACCUCAUUGCCCGCCAGGCCGGAUUCAGCGAUUUCAACCGCGUCGGUCUCUUCGACCCCUCGACCCAGAAGACUCUGAAGAACCGCAAGGCACAGAUUAGCAGCGAGGAUGCUGUUAUCUCCGCCGGCCAGGUUUUGGUCAAGGAUCUCGGACCCCAAUUGGCAUGGAGCACCGUCUUCGUGAUCGAGUACCUCGGACCCAUCCUCAUCCACAUCGCCGUCGUCGGCCUGCGCCCCUACAUCUACUCGGGCCCCGGCGCCAAGAAGGCCCUCUCGCCGACCCAGCUUCUCACCCUCGCCAUGUUCCUCGGCCACUUCCUCAAGCGCGAAUACGAGACCCUCUUCGUGCACAAGUUCUCCGCCAACACCAUGCCCCUCCGCAACAUCUUCAAGAACUCCUUCUUCUACUGGGCCUUUGCCGGCCUCCUCAGCGCCUGGCACGUCUACUCGCCCACCUCGCCCACCGCCCUCGCGCGCAACGACGCCGUCGACGUGAUCGGCACAAUCAUCUUCCUCUUCGGCGAAGCCUCCAACGCCAUUGUCCACCUCAACCUCGCCAGCCUGCGCUCCCGCGGCGGCACCGAGCGCCAGAUCCCCCGCGGCUACGGCUUCUCCCUCGUCACCUGCCCCAACUACAUGUUUGAGAUCCUCUCGUGGGUCGGCGUCAUCAUCACCAGCCGCAGCUGGGCUGUUGCCGUCUUCAUCAUCAUCGGCGCCGCCCAGAUGGCCCAGUGGGCCAAGGGCAAGGAGCGCGCGUACCGCAAGGAGUUCCCCGAGACAUACAAGAAGAAGAAGUUUGUGCUGCUGCCCGGCAUCUUCUAGAUUGUGCAAUGUUCAAUAUCCAAUGGUAUAGCUUGGUCGCCCGAACUAUAUCUUGAGCUAUCGACUUCUUUCACGAAAUGAUAUCAUGGCGAAAGGUGACGUUUGAUAUGUAUUGGAAAGAACCUAGAGGUGUUUAGUACGG
Molecule: messenger RNA, 1182 nt
Organism: Colletotrichum scovillei
Lineage: Eukaryota; Fungi; Ascomycota; Sordariomycetes; Glomerellales; Glomerellaceae
Product: 3-oxo-5-alpha-steroid 4-dehydrogenase
Exons: 3
Coding region: 108-1040 (310 amino acids)
Biological process (GO): very long-chain fatty acid biosynthetic process
Molecular function (GO): oxidoreductase activity, acting on the CH-CH group of donors
Source: RefSeq, a predicted model, not a curated record